AUGGAGGUUAGGUGGGUGAAUGAUAGGUUAAUGACUAUUAAGUUGGUGGUUGGAGAGUGCACCCUAAAUGUUGUUAGCGCUUACGCGCCGCAAGCGGGCUUGAAUGAGGAGGUUAAAAGGCGCUUCUGGGAGGGGUUGGAUGAGAUUGUGCGUAAUAUUCCUCCUGCUGAGAGGUUAUUUAUAGGAGGAGAUUUUAAUGCAAACAAUGGGUCGACUGCAGGUGGCUAUGGCGAGGUGUACGGAGGCUUCGAUUUUAAGAAUAAGGACGCAGGAGGUACUUCGCAGUUGGAUUUCACUAGGGCAUUUGAGCUGGUGAUUGCAAACUCCAGCUUUCCGAAGAGGGAGGAGAAUUUGGUUACUUUCCAAAGUAUGGUGGAAUGA
Molecule: messenger RNA, 381 nt
Organism: Nicotiana tabacum (common tobacco)
Lineage: Eukaryota; Viridiplantae; Streptophyta; Magnoliopsida; Solanales; Solanaceae
Source: RefSeq, a predicted model, not a curated record